Molecule: messenger RNA, 1551 nt
Organism: Colletotrichum orchidophilum
Lineage: Eukaryota; Fungi; Ascomycota; Sordariomycetes; Glomerellales; Glomerellaceae
Product: HMG box protein
Exons: 3
Coding region: 1-1551 (516 amino acids)
Biological process (GO): regulation of transcription by RNA polymerase II
Cellular component (GO): nucleus
Molecular function (GO): RNA polymerase II cis-regulatory region sequence-specific DNA binding; DNA-binding transcription factor activity, RNA polymerase II-specific
Source: RefSeq, a predicted model, not a curated record
AUGGAACACAACGGUCCCCCGUCUCCUGCUCCCUCAAACGAUGACAUCUACCCGAACGGACUGCAUCACUUGAUACGCCCUGAAGGAGCCACAUCCUACCCCCGAGAACACUUGCAUCCGAGUGAUAUGGGGGGUAUGCAAACUCCCUCUCGAUACGGUACACCUGGUCCACAACAAGACAUGCAAUACGAUCAUCACUCUCCAUACUCUCAUCGCCCACAUGAUGGUCAGAUGUCGUAUAACCAUGGUUAUGAUACGAGCGUCAGCUCCAUAUAUGGCCCGAUGUCCGGGGAUCUGAGCCACCAACCAUACAGUACCCCUGACACAUCACCGCCCACGCCGUCGAGGCCAUCAGAUGUGUUGACCACCCGCAGCGGUCUUAGCAUCCACAAGGGGUCGUCGACCAUCAAGCCGCUCGCAGCGAGAGCAACACGUGUUGAAAAGUCAACGCCUAAGAAGAAGAAGAAGGAGAGGGCAAAGUCGGCCAAGAAGGUUGAUAGCGUUACCAAGCCACUCAGCGAAUUAGCAAAGGAGCAACCGCACAUCCCAGUAGCGGACAUUGGGGCUUAUGUCCAACGGUCUGCAGAAAUGCGGAUGAAGGAGGUCGAGGAGAGCAAGACGCCAGGCCGGAUCAAGCGACCGAUGAACGCCUUCAUGCUGUACCGCAAAGCGUAUCAGAACCUUGCCAAAAGUCUCUGUACACAAAAUAACCAUCAAAUUGUGUCUCAGGUUUGUGGUUGCGGCUGGCCCUUGGAGCCGGAAGGGGUUCGUGACCAGUUUAAUGAAUGGGCGAAGGAAGAGCGGGCAAACCACCAGUUAGCUCACCCAGGUUACAAGUUCACACCGUCGAAACCGAGGCCCAAGGCGAGAGAAGAAGAAGAGUCCGAUCAAGGCGACAUAGAUGACAUGGAAUGGGGUGCGAGCCGCGCGAGCUCAAGGAGCAGGCAAAUCAGGAAACCCGGACACGGCAGGAACGAUGCACCAGCGUCCAUUUUCCAGAAUUACCCACCAUUGCAGACGAGUCCCAUGGGUCUUGGCGUCCAGACACAGUCCAUGUACCAUUACAGUAAUCCGGGAAAGCCUCUCCCAGCACCAUACAGCCAGAAUGGUCUUGGCGGCGGCCAGUAUUACCAGCAAAGCGUCCAUCAGCGCCAGGACGCCACCGGUUUCGUUGAAGACGUGCUCAUCAGGAAGACGCCAUCACCAGCGAUGGGCUACGCAGCACCGUCGAUGGAUCACCGGUACGACGGCAUUGGCCAUUACGGUCCAAUGUCGCAUCAUGAUGGCAUUGAUCCAAUGAUUGAUCCGGGCCUGAUGGGACACGGAGGUCACCCAUACGGCGACGCGUACGGCGAUCCCAUGCUGGAACCGAGAUGGAUGCAUCGGCUCAAUUUUAGCGACGGAAGGCAGGAACUGCUUGAUACUCUGCCUGGGUUCGAUGAAAACCUCAUACACGAUCCCCAACUUCAGAUCCUGAGAGGACCAGAAAGUAGCUGGAAAGUGGAGGAGCUUGAGGGCAGCCACUUCAACAACUGGAUAGACCCAGAGUGA